GUAGAAGAAUGCGUUACGUUAGGGAAACCACAAGAGAAAAAUAUAAUAAAAUUUCUUAAAUUUCUUAGAAAUAUGUUUUGGAUACGAACAUUUAUGAUAAUAGUCGGAACACGAGUUGGAUCUAGUUCUACGGGUUGUGUAACCCAAAAUCCGAACCCAACCCAAUAGAGGCGGGUUUGUACAAAACAAAACCCUCACCCAACCAUAAAUCUUAAUUUUAGCAAUAAAUACGGGUGGGUUGGAUCGGAUGGGUGGGUCGGUUUGUGGGUUGUUUUGUUCACCCCUAAACACUGUUAAAGAAUUGGACGAAAUUGGCUAUUUUUGGUAUUUCGCCUAAAGUGGCUAUAUUUGGUCAAACCGUCAAAAUUUUGGCUACAUAUGUGUAUUUUUCCCAAGGUUGUCAAAUCGGUAGUGGAAUGGUUCGACCGGUGACACAUAUCGAUUUGUGCCGGUUCAUGCCGGUCAAUAUUACAAAUAAAAUUAUAAAUACUCAUAUUUAAACAUGACAUUUAACGUCAAUACCUAAACAUUUAUACUUGAAUCCAACAAAUAACAUCAAUAUUUAACUUUUAUACUCAUAAAAUAAAUAAUAAAAUAAUUUUGCCUUAUAAGGUAAAGGAUAAUUUGGUAAUUGAGCUCGUACCCAUCCUCGGCUCCUCCCCUCCUUCGCAGCCGCUCGUAUUCGUCUUCUUCCCCAGAAACGCCGCUGUUCCAAAUAUCCACUCCACAGUCACCAUUGCCAAUCCACCGACUAGGUUCGCUUCCGUAGUUAGCUUCGAAUGGUUUUGGAAAAAAUCAUGGGCUUUGCCGUGUUUGCUUUGAAUGGCUGGGAAGUUAUAAUUUCAAUCUGAAUGUUUUUGCAGCCCUUCAUUGAUUGGUUCUGCAAUGAAAUGAAUACUAGAGUACGUAAAAAGAAGUCGGAAAUUGAUUGAACUUUGAUGCCGCCUUUGUGUUUGCAAUCUGUCUUUUCUUGAACGAAUGCGAGAGUGAACGAAUGAAAUUGCCUUUGUGUUGCUAAUCUGUUUUUAUGUUAGCAAGUUGGUUUUAGUUGAAUUUAAAUAUAAGUUCCUUUCAUGUUUCCUUCAGCAAGUUGGUUUUUAGCAGUUAAUUGUUUGUUCCUAAUGUAAUUUUCAUUAUCAUGACUAGUGAUUAUAGCUAUGGCGGUAGAGUUGAUGGUAGUGAUGAGAAUGACAAUGAUGGUGAUGAUGAAUGCUAGCUUGUUCCUAAUUGUUUGUUCCUUUUAUUACUGAUGAAGCCUGCUGCUAGCAUUGUGGAACCUUUGAAGAUAAACGGCCGCUGGGUGAAGUAGAGAAUGAAAGAGAGCUCAAAGGCAGGACAGGACAGCUUCUCGCGGCUUUCUCAGACCUUUCUUCCGGGCUCGAAUCUCAACUUCUCCAACUAACAUUUCUCCUGAUUCCAGGUUGUAGAGAUUUGUUUUGGAAGUGGAUGGAUGGACCGAAUGGCGAAUCCAGUACAAGCACCUGCAUUUCUAAACGGUUCAGUAUUUUUUGGAUGCCCAUCUGCCAUAUUGAGGUGGGCGCAUCCUAAGUGUCGUUCUUGUUUUGGAAAGAGAUUGGAGUUCACGAGGAGACGGCUUUUUGCUACUCGUGGAGCUCGACUCUAUUUGCGAGGUGAUUUGGUUGCUGUUGAUCGUGUGAAGAAAAGCUCGAUUGAAUAUGAGACUGGAUACUUAUGUGAAGGGAAAUCGGAGAACUUCCCCCACAUACAAACUCUGAAAAAUUUCCCAAAGGAAGAGCUGUCUGGUAAAGUUGUCAUGGUCAGGUUUGACAGCUCCAUUUUACUUGGGGAGAAACUUGACAAGAACUCGCUGGCUGUCUCUAAUGCGCUCUUCACAGUUCAGUAUUUGCUUGCAACUGCGGAGAAAGUGAUUCUUGUGAGUGACUGGAAGAGGGAAGUGAGUUCCAAGCUUCUUGACUCACAGUCUGUUUCAGAUAUAUUAUCAUCACUUCUCAGGCGAAAAGUUGUUAGUUUGAAAUGCCUUUCCUGUGGCGUGCCGUUCAAGAGGGAACUCCUUGAGGAAGCUGAUAUAUUCCUUCUAGAGAAUUUAUCUGGAUUUAGAAAGGAGGUUGCCAACUGUCCAGAAUUUUCAGAACUACUCUCUUCGGAAGUUGAUGUCUUUGUUAACGACUCCUUUUCCUUGUCUCAUAGAGUCCUGGCUUCAACAGUCGGCAUUUCUCGUUUUUCACCAGCUUGUGUGGCAGGUUUUCAAUUUGAAGAAAGCCUGCGGGAGUUAAAGCGGGUUUUGAACACCGACAAAAGACCAUAUAUUGCAAUUAUUGGAGGGGCUAAUAUCCACGGAAAAGCAGCUGCCUUGAAACGUUUGGUUUCUGAAUGUGAUGGAGUAGUCUUUGUUGGAAUGAUGUCGCUGCAAAUUAUGCAUGCUUUGGAAUAUUCAAUCCCUUCAACUCUUCUUGAACCCGGGUCAUCUGAUGCAGCUGUAGAAGUUAUCCAAUCUGCUCGAUAUAGAAAGAUCCCAAUUAUAACGCCGAAAGAUUUUUGGUGCAUAAAUGAUAGUCUAGGAUAUCAAAUUGAAGUAAUUCCUGCUCAUCGACUGGGAGAAGGUUGGGUGCCUGUUGAUCUUGGGCCUAGGUCUCUUUAUGAAAUGGACUCUUUGCUUUCAAGUUGCAAGAAAGUAAUAUGGAUUGGACCAGUGCAAUUCAAGUCUUCACAUUCAAGUAUUUGUACAGAUGGAGCAUCUCAAGUGGCUCAAAUAGUAGAUAGGUUGGCACAACGGAAUUGUGAGAUAGCAGUUGUGGGGAAUAAAGCAUGCAGCACUAUGAUAAAGGAAUCAAGGUCUUCAGCCAGUUGUUCUGUCAUUGAGAAUGCUUCAGUUGUAUGGGAGGUUUUAAAAGGAAGGAAGCUUCCUGGGUUGUUGGCCUUAGACAGAGCAUUCCCAUUCAAGAUUGAUUGGACAAUGGCUUAUCGUAAUCCUGCUCAACCUUUGGUAGUUGACAUUGGAAGUGGAAACGGACUGUUCCUUUUCGGGAUGGCUUCAAGAAGGAAGGACCAAAACUUCCUUGGCUUAGAGGUUAAUAAAAAGCUUGUUAGGCGUUGCCUGGAUGGUGUUCGUCAAUCUGGGAUUCCGAACGGGUUCUUCAUUGCCACAAAUGCAACUUCGACAUUUCGCUCCAUUGUAUCAAGCUAUCCAGGAGAAGUAGUGCUAGUGUCAAUACAGUGUCCAAACCCUGACUUCAACAAUCCAGAGCAGAGAUGGAGAAUGGUGAAUAGAACAUUAGUUGAAGCAGUGGUUGAACUCCUUGCAUAUAAUGGAAAGGUGUUCCUUCAAUCGGACAUAGAGACAGUUGUGCUGAGAAUGACAGACAUGUUCCUUAGACACAGCAAGGGUAAGCUCAGCAUUGUACGUGAUGGAACAACCAAGUCGAGGCAACAAGGGUCUUGGCUUCACGAGAACCCUUUCGGAGUUAGAUCGGAUUGGGAACAGCACGUUUUGGAUCGUGGCGAUCCCAUGUACAGACUAAUGCUCUGCAAAUCAGCGACAAGCUGAAUGUGUCCAACUUCCAUGGAGAUUGAUUUAGCUAAAAGAUAAUAGUAGCUUCAUGUAUCCGAGGGAUCUAUCGGCUUUGAGUAGUUGAGUUCCUGUGCUUUAAUAGAUAGUUAGGGAUAUUUAGCUGCUUGUCGUUUGUUUCGCCAAUCGAUCUUCUUCCGGACGGACGGCGUCCAAGGAUUGAAAAGGGUGAUCGACCUUCUUCACGUUUCGUUCCGCCGAUCAACGUUCUUCCCGUUGUUACUAGGUAAUUAAGUUGCUAACGCUUAAGUUUGUACGAUUAUAGGAUUUCGGGUUUUUUGUUGCAUGCUUAGUGUUUUGUUUACCUACGUUUUGUCAUUUAAUUGUUAAUGAUUUGGAAGGGUCUGAUUAACUUGUUAUAAUGUCAUUAUCAACGGUUUUGUUAUAAUUUAGAGGGGUCUUAUGAUUUAUGAACGAUGUCGUUAAUGAAUUUUAGGCUUCUUAUUAACGUGCUUAGGAUUUUUUUUUUAACCGCCUAGGGCUUAUGACUCGCUAUUUGUCAUCCUAAAAUUUAAAUUUUAUCGCCAUAAAACACAAUAAAUUGAUAUAUUUACUACUCAACUCAAUUUCAAUUCUAAACAAAAUUAUGUUAAUGUAAAAACGUGGCGUAUACGGAGAGUACAAAUCCACAAGCAAUUAUCAAUGAUGAGGGUCUUAACUUAAUGUUGAAUUGUUAAUGAUUUGGAGGGUUCUUAUUAAUUUGUUAAAAUGUCAAUAUCAAUUGUUUUGAUGCCGAGUUGUUUUUGCGAUAAAUGACUCAUUAGUAAUAUUUUUUAUAUUUAGUUAUAAUUUCAUUUUUCGUAUGAUGUAAUGUCAUUGUUUUUGCAUAUCAUUGAUAAUUAUUAUAAAUUUGUUUGAUCAUGUUACUGAUAGGGUAUGAAACCAAGACUUGGUACUUGAAGAAGGCUUCAUAAGAAGAAUCAAAGAGAAGUCAAGAUAUAGAGGCCAAACCCUCGUGAGAGGAAGAAGACAAGAUUAAGAGACAAGUUGGCACACCUGAUGUCAACAAGGAAGAGGCCAGGGGACACCUUCUGACCAGAAGUAUAAUGUACAGUGAUAGAGAGUCUGAGGUGCAUGGACCAUACAUAUAAUAUUCAUACUUGUAUAAAAAUGAGCGUUCUUCUCAUCAAUGGCAAACUAUCUACAUUUACUACAACUUCUUUCUACUUUCUCUCCCCAACCUCUUCUCUUCUCACACUCUUUCAAGAGGUGGGGCGCCUCCUCUCUUGAGGUCAUGUCUGAUUUCCCAAACCCCUUGUACCCAAAUGACCCUUUAUCGUUUGGAAACCAACAAAUGAACCAAGAAAUAUUUUUUUAAAAUAACCUUGUACUAGAUCAUCUUGUUUAUAGUUUGAACAAAAUAUAGUGUUAAUUUUAUCAUUUUGUUUUAUCGUUUGAAUCACAUCAAUAUUUCAAUUGCAUACGUGGUUUCUGUUGCAUAUGCGACUUUGUUGUCACCUCAUCAAUUUCGACAAUCCAAUUCAAAUCAUUAAAGUGUACAUACAUCAAUCCAAUUCUCUUACAAUCGCAAUUAGUAAGCUCAACUAUUUUUCGUAAUAGAAAAAAAAGAAAAUUCCACAAAAGGAGUCCAUCAUCACCAUUUUUAGGCAAUUUUGAAUGAAGCUACUAUUAUGAACAUGGUAGUUUGAAAAACGUCUAUGGUCGGACUCAGAAGGACCAAAGACGCAAUAUCCAUUAUAGUUGAAGGGCUAAUUUAAAGAAAAUGCAUGAUCUAAUGGACUAGUUACAAGUAUAUGUAUAAUCUAUGCAUUAGCUAGGUAGCUGCUGCCUAGCUUGUAAGAUUGAACCAGAGAUCAAGUUUCAUCAAUAAUUCAAAGGGUAACGCAUCAUAAUGUUCUGUUCUGUUCUGUUCUGUUCUGUUGAAUUGGUGUACUACUGUAGUCAAACAAUGUGGGCAGCAGAUUGCUAGGCUAGCUGCAGGGUCAACUUAUUGUUGUUGUUUUCUGGCCGAAAUAAUUAUAGUUUUGCUGAGAGGUGAAAAAUAGAGACAUCUCUAGGUCCAUAUUAUACAUAAGGAAAAGUGUUGGUGCUGGGAAAUGCAUCCUAGCACCCACAACACAACCCUGACAAUGUGGGGGUUCCCAAUCGUGCUACGGUUCCAUAACCUAAUAACCCCUAUGCACAACUUCUCUUUCAUAUUCGGAGGGUUAAUUUUUAAGUUGAGUUGUGAGCAGUGGUAUAGAAAGUAUUCUACCGUACUGGCUGAUCGAAAAUACCGGGUAUCGAAUCUUAAAAGGUAUGUCGUUUUAGUCGAGUAUGAAACGGUUGAAGUAAUUAAACCACGAUUUUAGUACAAAAUACCUUAUCAUUGACCUUAUACAGUUUUACAAUCUUUGGUGGAAAGAAAUUUAAGUAUGGAUUCUAUUUUUCCACAUUUUCAAACAAAAAUUAACUUUUAAACUUUAAAUUUGUGAUAGACCGCCACCAUACGUCUGCCUUGAAUUAACGAUUAAUAUUGGUGUUCGAAAAGAUAGGAACAAAAAUUUCUCAAUCAAAUAUUCUGAUAGCAUGUUGAAAAUCAAUACACCCAUACUUUUACAAACCUCAUGUGGAAGAAAAAAAAACUAGUAUGUAGCUGCUGAAAAGAUUAAAUUCAGGGGGCAACUUUUGGACUCUAACAUCUAAAGCUGGAUCUUGGCUAUGGCAGAAACCAUUGAAGAUCAGGGAUAAAGUCAGGGGAUGGUUUUCUAUAGCUUCUGAUGGUGUUUAUUGGAAGGGUGAACUUAUGACUAAAUUCUGCAUCAAGAAGGUUUGGGAGGAGUUCCGUCCCAAAAGGAGUUAUGUCACUUGGAAAACUCUAAUUUGGAAAGGCCCUAGUAUUCCUAAGAAUCAGUUCCUGGUUUGGCUAGUUGUCACCGACUGUAUCACCACUGGAGAGAGAGCUUAGGGGUGGGGUGGUUCAGGUGAUUAUGGAUGUGUUUUCUGCUCGUGCAGUUUAGAAACGAGGUCUCACCUCUUUGCUGAAUGUCACAUGUUUAAACAGUUGUUUGCAGCUCUGUUUGCUAACUUUGCAGAUCGAAUCCCUGGAGAUCAAUGGACUUUUGAGCUUCAGUGGGCUACAUCUGCUUUCAAAGGUUCCACAGUCUUAACACAAAUUGGGAAGCUCAUUUGGCAGGCCUUGAUUGCUUCAAUUUGGAGAGAGAGAUGUCUGGUUAAGUUUUCAGGGAAAAAAGUUGAUUUUCAUGAUCUGGUGGUGCGAAUUAAGGGGGAUAUCAGGGUGGUUGCUGAUCCGGGAUUAGUCUGUUUGUAUUUCUGAGUUUCUUCAGGUGAAUUUGGAUAUGUCCCAUGGUUCUGCUGUUCAUAGCUCAGCUGGCUGUUGCCAUCAUUGUAAUUGGUGCUUUUGAUGAAAUGAAAUUCCAACCGAUUC
This is a messenger RNA of Linum trigynum, 6935 nucleotides long. NCBI's taxonomy places the organism in Eukaryota, Viridiplantae, Streptophyta, Magnoliopsida, Malpighiales, Linaceae. The record is from the annotation of a GenBank genome assembly.